This is a messenger RNA of Anguilla rostrata (American eel), 2249 nucleotides long. RefSeq names its product secretion associated, Ras related GTPase 1B (gene sar1b). The record is from RefSeq and is a predicted model, not a curated record. Gene Ontology annotation, molecular function: GTP binding; GTPase activity. The coding region runs from base 166 to 762 and encodes 198 amino acids. Gene Ontology annotation, biological process: membrane organization; intracellular protein transport; vesicle organization. The transcript is spliced from 7 exons. NCBI's taxonomy places the organism in Eukaryota, Metazoa, Chordata, Actinopteri, Anguilliformes, Anguillidae. Gene Ontology annotation, cellular component: endoplasmic reticulum exit site; COPII vesicle coat.
UGGGAGCAGUCAGUCGGCCAUUGAUGUGUGUCGUGGCUCUGUAACAAAACACGAAGACAGAAAGGAAAGGUGAGAUAUAGCACGUACGGGAAAGGAGAGCUGUUUUCAUUAUUUUAAUAGCAAAAUUCUUCACCACACUGAUCACAGGAUUGACAACAUCCGGAUAUGUCCUUCAUAUUUGAUUGGCUUUACAGUGGUUUCAAUAGUGUAUUGCAGUUAUUAGGACUGUACAAGAAAUCUGGCAAGUUAGUGUUUCUUGGACUGGACAAUGCUGGCAAGACAACCCUACUGCACAUGCUCAAAGAUGACCGAUUGGGACAGCAUGUGCCCACUUUACAUCCCACUUCUGAGGAGCUGACGAUCGCUGGCAUGACCUUCACCACCUUUGAUUUGGGUGGCCACGCACAAGCUCGCAGAGUGUGGAAAAACUACCUCCCCGCCAUCAACGGCAUCGUCUUCCUGGUGGACUGCGCAGAUCACCAGCGACUGGGCGAGUCCAAAGUGGAGCUCGACGCACUAAUGACAGACGAGACCAUCGGAAAUGUGCCUAUCCUGAUCCUGGGAAACAAGAUCGACAGACCAGAAGCCAUCAGCGAGGAGAGGCUGCGGGAGCUGUUCGGCCUGUACGGUCAGACGACGGGAAAGGGCAACGUCCCGAUGAAGGAGCUGAACACGAGACCACUGGAGGUGUUCAUGUGCACUGUGCUGAAGAGGCAGGGGUACGGGGAGGGGUUCCGCUGGCUGUCCCAGUACAUCGACUAGAGCAGGAGAGGAGCCGCCCACCACCAUAUUCAACCCCUCCUUCGGUUAUGAAGUCUGCCUCUGCUCUCACAACACAACAGCCUGAACCCAACAGACUUUUUUAUUGGUUGAACAUUUGGUUACACAAUUGUCAUACUUUUUCUAGAAAAUAAUAUAGUAUUGACUCUGCAGGAAUGUCAAGUCCAAGGUUGUUGAAUUCUCCCAUUUUCUUUUUUUCUUUAUUUUUUUUUACCUGCCCCUUAAAGAUCGCUGCGUAAUUCCAAACCCAGUGGAUGAUUAUUUAGAGAAAUAUCAGUGCCCCAAUAUCUUUCGAACAUUGAGACCAGAAGUCAGUAAUGGCAUGCUUCUGAGUGCACAUUUUUUAACAGCAAAGACUUGUAGACAUGUCAAACACGUGACCUACAGUAUUUAACGUUCAUGUUAAUUUCCUUAGUUUUUUUUUUUUUUUGAACGAUUUCAGUAAACAUGUGGCCACUUGUACAUGUUACCUUGAACUUUUUGUUUAUUUCUGGCUGCAACCUUUUUAUUUUUCGUUUGAUAUAACCACAGCAUUGCAAACAGUGCCCCUUGUGUCCUGAGUCUUCUGAAUGUUUAUGAUGGUGUGCGUGCGAUGGAACCUUUGAGAACAGGUAUGUUUCAUACACACUACGGAUGGUCCUUCGUCACUCGUGUGAAUGGGACGCACGCUUCUUUGACUUUUCAGGCGACGCAGUGCACUUUGGGAUAGGAAACACGACAGGAGGGAGGUUGUAGCCGUUAUUGGGGGGGGGGGGGGGGGUGGAUGCCAGAUUGUUCUUAAGUGAGUUUGAGGUAUGGUUUUUCGGUUGGGGCUUCAGCAGAUUAAUUGAUGUCGAAGUUAUCGUGAGAAGAAGGAACAGUACCUAGCUGUGGGUGGAACUGUUGGAAGUAGCGUGAUUGUAACGUGCAGUAAUCAUUAGACAUGGUUUUUAUUCUGCAGUACUUGCAAGGUCGUAAUCUUGUUUGCGGCAUACUUGGGUCCUUUUGACAUCGAUUGCGUACACAAACCUGGAAGGAUGUCGAUGUAAUACCGUGACUCCAAAGAGAAACCGUGUGAAAUAUGAACAUGUAUUUAAUAAUCGAGAACAGGUAGGCUAAACGCGAGGAAACGAAUAUAUGAAAUGUAUACGAACGCCAUACAUGGAUUUAAUGCGAUUUCCAGAGUAGUGCCCAGUGUAAUCGCUGUGCAUUCCAAAAACAAAUCUGCAUGCCUUGUCCUUUAAUCUUUUUUAAUGACCACAUAAAAAUGGAAGUUGACAAUGCAAUAAAUGCCAAAUUUCCAGUUGAAGAAUUGAGAAUAAUCUCAUUAAAAAUAACUUAGUGGAAUGGCGCAUUAAUACACAUUUUAUGUUCUGUUACUAUUUUCUCUCGCCAUUUCCUCUUAUAUUCUAUACUUCAUGAGCUGUUCCAUUAGGAUAAAUUCCUUGUUGUUUGCAGCAGAAAUUGUAAUAAAUGUUUGCAAUGAACAA